GGAAUUUUGGUUGGUCGCACGGCGCCAUAAGCACUAAAAGUUGCCAUCUUCUCCCCCUGUAUUCAAUCAGCUUGGAGGUAAGAACGUUCAAUUGCAGGCGACACGAGGUACAUAAAGAGCAUCCUCUGCCGGCAUUUCCGUUUCAAUUGCGGUAGAGUUUUGAUGCACACGUAAAUCCGGCUUCAAGACAUCAUGCUUAGCAUUCUAGGGCUUGACGAUGGCUUCGUGCCCUCAGUGGCGCUGCUCACCGCCAUCCCUGCGAUGCUAUACCUCGCCUACCUCAUCAGAUCUCCCGUCACAAUGGACGCCAAAGAGCCGCCUCUGUUGCGCCCGACAGUUCCCUUCAUCGGCCACAUCAUCGGUAUCUUCCAACACUCGUGGGAAUAUCUUGACCUCGCCUAUGCAAAGUCGAGGGCUCCCAUGUUCACUCUGCCCAUGCUAGGCGGCAAGAUGUACGUCAUAACGGAACCCGAACUCGCACAAGCGGCACUCCGCAACCGCUCCCUCAGCUUCGAUCCGUUUUUAAGGGACCUCAUUAAGGGGAUGGCUGGCGCCAGCGCGCAGACCAUGAAGGCGUGGGACGAUCCCGCGUUUUACGGGCCUUGGGUGAAGAGUAUCUACGGGGGUAUGGCGGGGCAAUCUCUUCUUGGGCUCAACAUCUCUGCUGUGGGAGGGAUUGCGACUGCGUUGAACGAAAUUGGUGACGAUGUCGAGGUUGCGGAUUUGUACAUGUGGAAUCGGGAGCUGUUUACCCUAGCCAGCACGGAUUCGCUGUAUGGAAGCAGGAAUCCGCUCAGAGCGGAUAAGAAACUCAUCGAAGCGUACUGGGACUACGAAGCAGACGUCAACAAGCUCAUGCUGGGCAUCUUCCCCUCUCUCGUCGCGCCAAAAGGCUACCGCGGCCAAGCCCUCUUCCAAGAAGCCUUCAAAUCCUUCUUCGACUCCCAACUCCACGAAGGCGACGACGUCCCAUCCCUCGUCAAAGAUCGUCGGAGACUGAGCAUAAGCUUCGAUAUGACGUCAGCAGAAGCAGCCAAGAUUGAGUUGAUCUUCCUCCACGGCGCCAUCUCGAAUACUUUCCCUGCGUUCUACUGGUUCUUCACCCGAGUGUUCAGUCAGCCUGAGCUUCUUUCGAGACUUCGGGAGGAGGUGCAGGGCGUCAUUGAGGAGAAGGGGCGGGACGUAGUCGAUGGGGAAAAGAAGAGAGUGUUUGUGCUGCAUAUUGAAAAGUUGGAGGAGAGGUGUCCGCUGCUAAUGUCGUGUUUCCGCGAGACGCAUCGGUUGUAUGCUUCGGGUGUUCUCGCGAGGAAGGUCAUGGCUGAUACGACUAUUUCGGAUGGGAAGACGAGCUUCGUGGUGAAGAAGGAUUGGCAGAUUUCUGCACCGCAAAGGAUCCUGCAGACUGACUCUGGGAUCUGGGGAGAUGAUGCGUUGGAGUUUGUUGGGGAUAGGUUCUUGAAAGUUGCGGAAGAGAAGGGGGAGGCGGUUGUCAAUGUUGCUGUCCGAGGGUUCCUUGGCUUUGGAGGUGGAAAACAUAUUUGCCCCGGCCGUUACUUCGCGAGCGGCGAGCUGUUGGGAUCUCUUGCGCUGCUAGUUGCUGGAUUCGAUGUUACUAGUUCGGAGGGGAAUCCACUUGUGGUUCCAAAGGUUACGGCUGUGCCUUUGACUGGAUCUUUUGGAAAGCCGGUACUGGGCAGCGACCUCAAGGGACGGAUGCGUAGGAGAGCGGGCUGGGAAGAUGUCAGGUGGGAGGUUGCUGCAUAGUUAAUGAUCGUGCAGAUGUUGGAUUAAAGAACUUACCUGAAGGGGCGCAAUUCACCUUAUUACGAUAGGCCUUUCUAUCCAUGUGGUUAUCCCC
Messenger RNA from Colletotrichum scovillei, 1858 nucleotides. Its product is annotated as phospholipid-translocating P-type ATPase. The transcript has 4 exons. Gene Ontology annotation, molecular function: heme binding; iron ion binding; monooxygenase activity. The coding region runs from base 193 to 1764 and encodes 523 amino acids. The record is from RefSeq and is a predicted model, not a curated record. Lineage: Eukaryota; Fungi; Ascomycota; Sordariomycetes; Glomerellales; Glomerellaceae.